Molecule: messenger RNA, 471 nt
Organism: Fusarium fujikuroi IMI 58289
Lineage: Eukaryota; Fungi; Ascomycota; Sordariomycetes; Hypocreales; Nectriaceae
Exons: 1
Coding region: 1-471 (156 amino acids)
Source: RefSeq, a predicted model, not a curated record
AUGGCUGCUGAAUCUUCAAAGCCACGCCCUCUCUUCAUCUAUGGCACACUCCGCGCCCGCCCUCUACUAGCAUGGGCCCUAACCGGCGAUGCCGCAAACACAGAACCCAUCUCAGCGCUCACCCGUCCAGCCAAAGUACACGGCUAUGCACGCUAUACCGUACGCUCGCGGGAUUAUCCCGCCGUUAUAAAGAAAGAUGGGCAUGAAGUAGAUGGAGACCUACUUAUCCUGGAGACCAAGUCCAUGCGCAAGAAGCUUGAUGACUUUGAAGGGAAGAUGUAUACUCCUACGAGUGUUGAUGUUGUACUGGAGGAUGGGAAUAUCGUGGAGGCGGAUAUGUAUGCCUGGGCUGGAGAUCGAGAUGCGUUGAGUGAUGAGCCCUGGGAGUUGGAUACUUUCGUCAAGGAGAGACUGGAGGAUUGGCUUGAUCUUUUUGAGGGCAUGGAGAUGACCGGCGAAGAUGAGGAUUGA